This is a messenger RNA of Sardina pilchardus (European sardine), 2155 nucleotides long. It is a transcript of the gene ppp1r11, whose product is annotated as protein phosphatase 1, regulatory (inhibitor) subunit 11. The transcript is spliced from 3 exons. The coding region runs from base 233 to 613 and encodes 126 amino acids. Gene Ontology annotation, molecular function: protein serine/threonine phosphatase inhibitor activity; protein phosphatase 1 binding. The record is from RefSeq and is a predicted model, not a curated record. Gene Ontology annotation, cellular component: nucleus. NCBI's taxonomy places the organism in Eukaryota, Metazoa, Chordata, Actinopteri, Clupeiformes, Clupeidae.
GAAAGUUGUUCGAUCAGAAGCAAAUUAAGCGCAUACACAAUCAACUCAUGCAGUACCACUGACUCGACGCACUGAUUACGUGAGAUGAUACAGUAGCGGUAGUAAAUUGGUGGAAGCGCGUGUUAUAACACAACUAGCGUUUAAUCGCUUUAUUUUUUGACAGCGGAACACGUUUCAGGACCUAACAGAUUUGAAAGAGAACAGUAACGUUAGCUGGCUAACGUUAGCAGCCAUGGCGGAGGUCCCAGGUACUUCUAACGUUAGUGAAACGAUAACGGAGACGGUCCAGACCAACACACCGCCACCGCCCCAGCAGGAGGGUCGAAGUCUGACCAUAAAACUCAGGAAGCGGAAAACUGAGAAGAAGGUGGAGUGGUCCAGCGAUACGGUUGACAACGAACAUCUGGGCAGGAGAUCAUCGAAAUGUUGCUGUAUAUACGAGAAGCCACGUCAAUUUGGCGAGUCGUCCACAGAGAGUGAAGGGGAGGACGACGAGGGGUGCGGGAGUGCACAUUGCAUCAUGGGCCAUGGGAGCCGGCACAGAGAGUGUGGAGGAGGCGGCGGUGGUGGCGGUACAGCUCCCCCUAGCUCUGGAGGUCCACACACCCACUGAUGCACGUCAGUGUAACUGGUGGCCGGCUGGUGGGGGUUUGCAGUCUGUGACCGUCAUAAAGAUAGCUCUACUCACCCCUCAUUGCACUCAGUCACUGCAUUCCCUGGAGAGAAUGAGAAUCACACACAGACACAGGCUCUGAUGCAAGAGAACCAAACAGUUUUCACAAUCACAAUGCUUCGGAUGUGUGUGGCAGGGGAGUAAAGGGUGGGGUGAGGUUAAAUAUUGUACAUAUUGAUCAGUUUUUGCCUCUUUUUACAUAGUUGAUUUCCCUUUAUUAUUUAUUUGUCUGUCUUAAUAUUAGCUUUAAGUAGAGUGAAUUUUAGUCAUUUCGUUAGAUGGCGCCCUCAGAGGGAAUGUCUCCAUGCCGAGCAUCUUGUGCUUCAAGAGGUUUGGAUUGUUUUGGCCUCCUGGCCAAGUGCCUUUGGCACUGUCCCUGGUCAGUGGUGUUCUCCUACCAUCUUAUCACUGUACAAUAUAAUAUGACCAAAUUAGAGAAAACACUUUAAAUACUGAAAACAUUAAUUUUACUACUCUAUAACAUAACAAGCAACUCGAGGCCAUGAAGAGUUGACCACAUUUGUGAAUUCCCUAACAGCUUUGCAUGGACACAAGCCAUGGCAACUUGCUGCAGACUCCACAUAGUUCUGACAAUCUGUGUGCUUGAUACGAGUGUGGCCUAGCUUAUGGCUUAGUGUGUUAAAGGUGCACGCUGCACCUGUUGUGAAUACAUACAUGUAGAUUCCUUUAAGUACUCAUCUGUAAUCUGAUGAGGCUUCACCCAUGGAAGCAGAGAAGAGUCUGAACAGCUGGUAUUAAUAUACCAGGCUGUUAAAACAGAGCUGAUUUUAACACAUUUUGAUUCCUUUCCACUUUUAAUUGAGACAGAAGCUAUAUAGAUAAAUCAGUGAUCAAACAUGAGACUUUUCCCAUUUUCACGUAUGGACAGGCGGUGGACUUGGCUCUCGUGGGCAGACCUCCCCUAUACUCAGCUCUCGAGUCGCACGUGAACACAAAUCUCGGCAUCUCGCACGCCACCGCUUUUAAAAACAAAAGGCUUCUGACGGGUGCAGUCCUCAGAUUGGUCUCUCAGACUGAACCAGAAUUCAUCCUAAGCACAUCACGUGACAUUUGAAGCCUCUGGCCCCAGAGCACUGCUAAGCUGAGUUUAAGGGCCAGGUAAUAUGCUACAUGCAUGUAGUUCAGGGUGUGGCCCUGCCCUGCACCAGACACAGCAUCAGUGUGAGAGUCAGUGUGUGUGUAUGAGGGUGGGUGCAUGGCUAAUUGCUGUCUGAAUUGGCGUGUUUGUGAUUCAUGUCUCCUGUCCAGCUUUUGGCUGGACCCUGCCACCUGGUCAUUCGUGUUCCACUUCUGACUGCUUAGCCUCACAACACCGGAAUCUCCUACCAGUAUAUGCCACCAUUUUCUACAAUAAAACCUGCAGUAUGUAUGUACUCUGAUGUUACUUAACUAAUGAUGCACACGUGUGUAUAUAAUGAAAACAUAACAGAUUUAAUGUGAAUAAAGAGGUUUGACCUGUGA